This is a messenger RNA of Phasianus colchicus (ring-necked pheasant), 1055 nucleotides long. It is a transcript of the gene NXNL2, whose product is annotated as nucleoredoxin like 2. The record is from RefSeq and is a predicted model, not a curated record. Gene Ontology annotation, biological process: sensory perception of smell; visual perception; photoreceptor cell maintenance. Lineage: Eukaryota; Metazoa; Chordata; Aves; Galliformes; Phasianidae.
GCCAUUGGCCAGCUCUGCUGCCUGUCGGGGCGGGGUGGGUGUAGAGCUUGAGCGCAGACGUAAGGGAUGAAGUUCGUGUAGUGUCGCUGAUGGUGACGGCAAAGGCGGGGGGGCGGAGGUUGCAUGUGUGUCGAGAUGCUUCUCCAGACGGCGUGAGUGCCCAAGCCCAGUGCCGCACCUUGCUCCACGGUGUCCCCCCCAGAGGCAGCAUGGUGGACGUGUUCAGCGGGCGGCUGCUGGUCAGCAAAGACGGCCGCAGCGUGGACCCCGAGGAGGCACUGCAGAACAAGGUGGUAGGCCUCUACUUCUCGGCCGGCUGGUGCUCGCCCUGUCGCGACUUCACCCCCGUGCUCUGCGACUUCUAUACCGAGCUGCUGGAGGAGAGCCAGCCGCCCGCGCCAUUCGAGGUCGUCUUCAUCUCCUCUGACCACAGUGCCGAGGAAAUGCUGGGCUACAUGCACUCCAUGCACGGCGACUGGCUGGCUCUGCCCUUCCACGACCCCUACAAGCACGAUCUGAAGAAGAAAUACAACAUAACAGCAAUUCCUAAACUGGUGAUUGUGAAACAAACCGGAGAAGUGAUUACUGACAAAGGAAGGAAACAGAUCAGAGACAAAGGGCUAUCCUGUUUUCGGAACUGGCUUGAGGGUGCAGAUAUAUUUCAGAAUUUUUCUAGCUAAAUAGAAGUUGACUAGCAAGACAGGCCGUCAUGGAGAUUUUGUAAAGCUUUUGAACAAUGCUUGUGAUUUUCAGAACAAGAAGAGUAAGGCUGUAUUAUUUAAUUUUGUUUGAAAAAAAAAAUUGUAUUUUAUGACUUACUGGAAUAGAUAAUCUUCAAGUCAAAAACAAUGUCUAUUUUAUUUGUAUUGUUUUAUCUACUGUAGUCAGUACAAACCAAAGCGUUCCUAAUAAUACUGAAGUACUUCAGGAAGUUAAGCUGUUUUAGACAGUAAAGAAGCACUGUGAAAUCUAUGCAAAUAUCUUAUUCUGCAAAAUCUGUAAAAAAUAUAUAUAUAUAUAUCUACAAAGCUAUUCUUGUUGUCAAUCUUUUCUAA